Racocetra persica is the source of this 1868-nucleotide messenger RNA. The record is from the annotation of a GenBank genome assembly. Lineage: Eukaryota; Fungi; Glomeromycota; Glomeromycetes; Diversisporales; Gigasporaceae.
ACGAUGGACCACUGAGAAAACGCCCAAGGUUAAUCGAAGUUCUUGAUUCAACGUCUAUGGUGUGGACUGACCAGGAGAAAGAAACCAGAGAGGCAUUGCUCCAAGAUUCUCCAAACGUAAUUGUCAAAGGCGGAUAUUCUCCAGGCAAAUCGAAUUUUCUUAAUUUCGUUAAGUCAGGUGUUUUUUUUGGCAAAUCUACAAACCUUUCAAUGCUUUAUACCUUUCUAAAACUGGUGUCAGAACAAGAGAAAGAACAAAAGCGUGCACUGUUUAAAGGCCUCAAAGUCGCACAAUUUGAUUGGUUUAUGAAGUUGCAUUUAGGCAAUUGGCCUGUGAUUUACAUUAGUUUUAAGGACCUGAAUUAUGAGUCUUGGGAAUCAAUGCUAAGUUCCAUCAGGAAAAGAAUAUCGGACCUUUACCAAGAACAUUGUUAUAUUAUGGAUAAUAAAAAGCUUUAUAAAAAUGAUGAAUCUUUAUUUACAAAAACUCUUGAUGGAACAAUUGAUAAUUCAUAUUUAAUGGAUGCUCUCUCCAGCAUGUCACGCUAUCUUCAUGAGUACUUUGGCAAACAAGCUAUUAUUCUCAUUGACGAAUAUGACUGGUCAAUGGAACAUGCAGGAAACUUUUACGAUAGUGCUAAUUCUUUUUUUAGAUCUAUGUACUCUAUGGUAGCGAAGGUUCUGUUUGUUGGACUGCUUCCUCUAGGCCAAGCAAGUUUCCUUUUUGGACUUAACAAUGUUGUACAUUACCAAAUGCAUAAAUUACCUGGUAUAUACGGCCGUGCCAAAUAUUCAGAUAUGUUUGGAUUCGCAAAAGCAGAAGUCAAGCUUCUUUUAAGUAAAAAUAAUCAGAACUUUGAACUUGAUAAUUUACGCUCCCAAUAUAACGGGUAUCAAACUAGUACCGUAAAUAGUAGUUCGACAGUUACGGUCAAGGAAUGUCUAAAAAAAUGUAGCAAAAAUAUUGAAGAAGAGCUCCAGAGUCUUUACUACUCAUUUUAUUCGUUACAAGAUGAUGAUUCAUUACAAAACCAGGUUAAAGUGAAACUCAUGCCACAUCUCCGAUACGACGUUCUCGAGAAUGAGCCAGAAAUAAAUGCGAUCUACACAUUACUAUGUUAUAGUGGCUAUUUGACCGUAAAUUUCGAUGAUAAAUUUAAUAAUAAAAUUAUCGAUUUCAUAGGGGUAGAUCGGCUAAUGACGAGUGACAUAUUCAACUCGUUAUUCAAGAAAGAUAUUAAGGUGUUUUGCGAACAAUUUCCUGCUCUUUAUAUGGAAAUAAUCUCCUGUUUUGAUAUUGGUGAUUCUAAAAGAGCCAAGUUAUAUGAGAGCUGGUACUAUACAUUUGUCCUUGGGGCACUUGCAAUGUAUCACAGUAAUUAUUAUCAGGUCGUCUCCAAUCGUGAAGCUGGAAAUGGUCGUCCUGAUGUCUGCAUCAUCUCAAUUAACCCAAAAUUUGAUACUUGUAUUAUUUUUGAGUUUAAGCUUGCUAAAUCAAAAGACCAUGAAGGAAUGAGAAAGCUUGCUAUGGAUAGGCUAAAGCAAAUUACUGAUAAGAACUAUCGGUUAAAUACUGCAAGUCAUAUCGAAGCGAUAGUUGAGGUUGCUAUUGCUUUCUUUAAAAAAGACACCUUCGUCUCUGCUCAACUUUUACAACGUAAAAAAGGUGGAAAAAAGGGUAAACUUUCAACAAAUAAUUGGGAUAUUGUUUCAUCAGCUUCUCCAGUUUCUCUGAUAUUAUCAGUAACUUCACAGACGCCUAUUCUAUCAUCUAUUAAUGGUCAAUCUGACAAGGAUGAUAGCACCAACUCUGUGAAUCUAGAACAGGCACAAAGUGAUACCCCUGAAAAAAUUGUUUCUCCCGAAUAG